CCAGGACUCUAGCCAACCCAACGCUGCCAUGCGGCUCCUGAGUGUGACUUUUUGGCUGCCCCUGUCCCUGCACACUGUUCUCGCUGUGAUGGACGUGCGAUGGUGCACCGUCUCAGACCCGGAGCAGCAAAAAUGCAAGGACAUGAGCAAGGCCUUCCAGGGAGCUGGCAUCCAGCCUUCUCUCCUCUGUGUCCAGGGCAUGUCAGCUGACCACUGUGUCCAGCUCAUCAAGGACCAAAAAGCUGAUGCCAUCACCCUGGAUGGAGGGGCCAUUUAUGAGGCGGGCAAGGAGCAUGGCCUGAAGCCAGUGGUGGGUGAAGUAUAUGACCAAGACAUUGGGACCUCCUAUUAUGCCGUGGCUGUGGUCAGGAGGAAUUCCAACGUGACCAUCAACACCCUGAAGGGCGUCAAGUCCUGCCACACAGGCAUCAACCGGACUGUGGGCUGGAACGUGCCUGUUGGCUACCUAGUGGAGAGUGGCCACCUCUCAGUGAUGGGCUGCAAUGUGCUCAAAGCCGUUAGUGAUUUUUUUGGGGGCAGCUGCGUCCCCGGAACAGGAGACACCAGCUACUCCGAGUCCCUCUGUCGCCUCUGCCGUGGUGACUCUUCUGGCCACAAUGUGUGUGACAAGAGCCCCCUAGAGAGAUACUAUGACUACAGCGGGGCCUUCCGGUGCCUGGCGGAAGAAGCAGGUGAUGUGGCCUUUGUGAAACAUAGCACAGUUCUGGAGAACACUGAUGGGAAAACCCUGCCCUCCUGGGGCAAGGUGCUGAGGUCGCAGGACUUCCAGCUGCUGUGCAGGGAUGGCAGCCGGGCCGACGUCACCGAGUGGAGACAAUGCCACCUGGCCCAGGUGCCUGCUCAUGCCGUGAUGGUCAGAGAUGACACGGAUGGGGGCCUCAUAUUCCAACUGCUCAAUGAAGGCCAGCUUCUGUUCAGCCAUGAGAGCAGCAGCUUUCAGAUGUUCAGUUCUGAGGCCUACGGCGAGAAGAACUUGCUAUUCAAAGACUCCACCUUGGAGCUUGUGCCCAUCGCCACCCAGAACUAUGAGACCUGGCUGGGCCAAGAAUACCUGCAUGCCAUGAAGGGUCUGCUCUGUGACCCCAACCGGCUGCCCCACUACCUGCGCUGGUGCGUGCUGUCGACACCUGAGAUCCAGAAGUGUGGAGAUAUGGCUGUGGCCUUCAGCCGGCAGAGACUCAAGCCAGAGAUCCAGUGUGUGUCGGCCGAGUCCCCUGAGUACUGCAUGGAGCAGAUCCAGGCCGGCCACAUCGAUGCCGUGACACUGAGAGGCGAGGACAUCUACAGGGCAGGGAAGGUGUAUGGCCUGGUCCCGGCAGCGGGGGAGCUGUAUGCUGAGGAAGACAGGAGCAAUUCCUACUUCGUGGUGGCUGUGGUGAGGCGGGACAGCUCCUACUCCUUCACCUUGGACGAGCUGCGAGGCAAGCGUUCCUGCCACCCGGGCUUGGGCAGCCCUGCGGGCUGGGAUGUACCCAUAGGUUCCCUCAUCCAGCGUGGCUUCAUCCGGCCCAAGGACUGUGAUGUCCUCACAGCGGUGAGCGAGUUCUUCAACGCCAGCUGCGUGCCGGUAAACAACCCUGAGAACUACCCUUCCUCGCUGUGCGCGCUCUGCGUGGGCGACGAGAAGGGCCGCAACAAGUGCGUGGGCAGCAGCCAGGAGCGCUACUAUGGCUACAGCGGGGCCUUCAGGUGCCUUGUGGAGAAUGCAGGGGACGUUGCCUUCGUCAAGGACACGACUGUCUUUGAAAACACAAAUGGCCACAAUCCUGAGCCCUGGGCUGCUCCCCUCAGGUGGAAAGACUAUGAACUGCUGUGCCCCAAUGGGGCGCGGGCUGAAGUAACCCAGUUCCAAGACUGCAACCUGGCCCAAAUGCCAUCCCACGCUGUCAUGGUUCGUCCAGACACCAACAUCUUCACUGUGUACGGACUUCUGGACAAGGCUCAGGGCCUGUUUGGAGAUGACCACAACAAGAACGGGUUCCAAAUGUUUGACUCCUCCAAAUACCACAGCCAAGACCUGCUUUUCAAAGAUGCCACCGUACGAGCAGUGCCCGUUAGGGAGAAAACCACAUACCUGGAUUGGCUGGGUCCUGACUACGUGGUGGCUCUGGAGGGAAUGCUCUCUCAGCAGUGCUCGGGUGCAGUGGCCAUGGUGCAUCGAGUCCCCCUGCUGGCCCUGCUCUUGCCGGCCCUGGCUGCAGGCCUCCUCCCGAGUGUUCUCUGA
Messenger RNA from Acomys russatus (golden spiny mouse), 2245 nucleotides. RefSeq names its product melanotransferrin (gene Meltf). The record is from RefSeq and is a predicted model, not a curated record. Gene Ontology annotation, biological process: iron ion transport. The coding region runs from base 29 to 2245 and encodes 738 amino acids. Gene Ontology annotation, cellular component: extracellular region; plasma membrane; early endosome. Lineage: Eukaryota; Metazoa; Chordata; Mammalia; Rodentia; Muridae. The transcript has 16 exons.